AUGGCCCCUAGCGCAUCUGGCGCUGGGUUCGCCAAAUUCUUUCCGGCCGCCCCUCGCGCCGCACGAGAAAAGGCUGCCGAAAGGGAAAGAGCAAAAUCGCGAGUCUCAGAGGGCAGCGCCGACCGCGAUGCGAGAACACCAUCUAUCAAUGCCUCUACCACCUCACAGCCUGCUCAACGCGAUGGUAUAAAACCCGAAAACUCGUCCUCUUCUGAUGCCGCGCACCUCCACGUUGAUGAUACCGAAUCUAUACAAGGAGAUAUGCUCAACGGCAUUGGCUCCGCGAGCUCUCAUGCCAGCACAGCUUCGUCCGUGUUCAGCCAUGCUUCGGCCGUGAACGCCUCAACACAUGCCUUCAACAGCGAUCUGACGCCGCUCACCAAUGUUGGCUCCCCUUCCAACCCUUCUCACAAUACCACAAAAAUACAGCAUAGCAAGCCGUCUCAACCCAACGGGACGGCCAAUGACUCGACACAGUCCUCUUCGGAGUCCAUAUCAAUAUCACGCCGGACAGGCGCCGCCGUCCGCAUCCCGGCACGAGAUCCCACCCGCCAGACACAAGGAAUGAAGCGGACCUUCGAUCCAUUGAUUGACAAGAGUUUAUCUUCGGCCGAGAGGAAAUCAGCGAAGCCAACAUACAAGCCCUUCGGUGCGGCAGAUGACGUCCCCCCAACGGAUCCGCGCUUGGCCAGAGGCAGUCGCCUUGAUUACAUCAAUGUCGACUUUCAUUUGCCCAAGGCGAGGUUGCGACAAACUCCGUACGCCCUCAAACCGUAUGCAUAUGAUGCCGCCACGUCCAUUGGACCUGGGCCGCCAACCCAGAUCGUAGUCAGCGGCUUUGACCCAUUGAUCGCAUUUUCAAAAGUGACCACCCUCUUCGCCAGUUGUGGUGAGAUCGCCGAGAGCAGUAACAAGAUGCACCCGGAAACGGGCAUCUAUCUUGGCUUCGCUACAUUUCGCUAUAGAGAUUCCAAGCCGCAUCCCAGCCGACGCGGCGGAAUGGCAGUCUCGGCCAUCGAUGCUGCCAAGCGGGCUGUGCGCCAUUUGAACGGUCGACGAAUUGAAACGAACACCAUCAAAGUAGACUUUGACCGUGACGGCAAGAAAAGCCGUGUGAUGCUUGAAGAGGUACUCAAGAAAGCAGAACAAGAAGCGCGGCAAGCUCGCGAUGCACAAGCUGCCAAGUCCAUAUCAAUCGCAUCAGCCCCGACAGCGCCCAAGCCAAAGGCCAUUGAUGGUUUCGCCCGACCACCGCCGACUGCGCCCCGGGGGCCGGCCGCGCAUCGACAGCCAGUCGCUCCUGUAGAACCAACAUUAACGCCGACUGCGCCCGGGAGACCGCGACCUUUGAUCGAACAGGUUCUUGUCUCAACAACCCUCCAGGGCGAGCCCUACAUAUUCAUACCCGACAGUAGCGUUCCGAUCAUGCCAACUACGGUGGCUCAUAUGAAGAAGAGACUUAAGUCGUUUGCCUUCGAUGACAUUCGUGCCGAUCGUACCGGAUACUAUGUUCUUUUCGCCAACACUAACAGUGGCCGCGAAGAAGCAUACCGAUGCUAUAGGUCAGCAGAUGGUAGUGCCUUCUUCACCUAUACUAUGCGUAUGCAACUCAGGACUGGAACGAUCCCCUCAUCGCGAACUCUGAAGGCCUCGGAACCAUCUAAGCGAGUCGAGCCCGAAAGAAAAUCAGCACCAGAAGUGAGGCAUCGGAGCGAACGGGAACAACGGCGUCGAGAUGAGGAAGCUGUACUGAAAGAAGAAAAGGAGCAGCGCGCCAAGGACUUUGACCCUGUAUUGGAAGCUGUCGCGUUAGUGAGCCGUGAAAUGAAGGAACAUCUGAUCAGGCAUAUUCGUACAAAGGUCGCAGCCCCAGCUUUGUAUAACUUUCUGGAUCCUGCCAACCAUGCUUCGAAACGACGGAAGCUAAACCUUGAGGAGUUGCCGACGACAAACCGCUCGUUUAGCUCGACUCGAGCAGCAGACGAUGGCAGCGCCACACCAGUAGGAACACCAAACUCGAGAGCAGACCCAAUUGAGCGCCGCACAGCUCGACUUGAUGUUGCUACGCUUCCUCGGAUUCGCAAGGCAAAGGGCCAGCUCGCCGCACAACGUAACCACGGCUUCCUGGAUCCCUUUGCGCGCAAGCGUGCCAAGCCAGGACACAAUGCCUUCCGCGGUCUGUAUCACCGUUUGGAGCCAGACAGCGACGAUGAGGCUUCUGGAGACGAAACAGAGAAUCGCGACUCUGUGGCGCGGGAAACUGAAGAGCCCGAGUCUAGGCCACGCAGUCGCAUGAGCACCGACGAGGACGCUUUCAAGGAAGAAGACGAUUCUUUGACAGAAGCCAGCUUUGCGGUCAGCGAUGUGCCUACACGAACCAAGAAGAGGAAACUCGUAUUGCAAGUUGAAGCAGCCAUCAAGCGCCAGAAGAAGACUGACGAGGAGCUCUUUGGGGUCACUAUUGACACCUUGGAAACCGAAUUUCCGGGUUCCAAUGCGGUCGAGGAUAUUAUCGUUCCCGAUAUGGAUGCAGAAGAUGAGAAGACACCAGACCCCAACCUAUUAUCAGUCGACUCGGCGAUGAAGGGCAAGAAGAAACCUCUCCUCACAAAGGGGAAGAAGAAGUCCAAGAAGCAAAUUUUCGAAGAGAGAGAAGCCCUCAAGAGGGCUCAACAAGACGCAUAUGUCGAAGAGGUUUUGGAGCAGACGGAGACGGAGGAAGCGACUGAACCCGAGGACAAGACGCAAGACCUGAAGCAAGAAGUCGCCGAGCCCGAGCAGCCUUUGGUCCGCGAUGAACGAUACUCGGAUACCGUCGUUGCUGCGAUGGAGCUGCCGAGUGAUUUCAAAUUCGGAAUCCAGUCAAUGCAGAGCCUUUCUUUGGAGGACAAGGACCAAGCGGAUCUUGCCAAGCUAAAGAAGAAGUUCAAAGUUGCCGACAUUGGCGACCCGAGGUUAUGGACGUGGCGGCAUGAUCGGAUACGUGCACUCAAUGCACCUGCUCAGGCUGAACCUACAGAACCAUUGGUCAUUGAAGGCUACUAUGUGCCCAAUUCCACUGGCAGCGCUCGGACAGAAGGCGUCAAGAAAAUACUUAAUUCGGAAAAGUCCAAGUAUCUGCCUCACCACCUUAAAGUCCAGAGAGCAAGGGAAGAAAGAGAAGCACGUGCUGCAAAGAAGGAUGGCAAAGACACUGUCGCCGCAGCUGCAGAAGCUGCAAGGCUUGCUGCUGAGAAGCUCGUUGCCAAAGGCAACUCACGAGCCAACCGUGUCAACAACCGACGUUUUGUGGCCGAUCUCAACGAUCAGAAACGAACGCUGGGUCAAGAUUCUGAUGUCCUUCGGUUCAACCAGCUUAAGAAGCGCAAAAAGCCCGUCAAGUUUGCUCGCUCAGCGAUCCACAAUUGGGGUCUUUAUGCUAUGGAGAACAUCAACAAGGACGACAUGAUUAUUGAGUAUGUCGGCGAGGAAGUCCGCCAGCAAAUUGCCGAAUUGCGCGAGAAUCGUUAUCUCAAGAGUGGUAUUGGCAGUAGUUACCUCUUCAGAAUCGAUGACAACACUGUCAUUGAUGCUACAAAGAAGGGUGGCAUUGCCCGGUUUAUCAACCACAGCUGCAUGCCGAAUUGUACAGCCAAGAUCAUCAAGGUCGAGGGCAGCAAGCGCAUUGUCAUCUAUGCUUUGCGCGACAUUGCUCAGAACGAGGAGUUGACCUACGACUACAAGUUUGAGCGUGAAAUUGGUAGCUUGGACCGCAUCCCCUGUUUGUGCGGUACAGCUGCUUGCAAGGGCUUCCUCAACUGA
This is a messenger RNA of Pestalotiopsis fici W106-1, 3801 nucleotides long. Its product is annotated as Histone-lysine N-methyltransferase. The record is from RefSeq and is a predicted model, not a curated record. Gene Ontology annotation, cellular component: Set1C/COMPASS complex. Bases 1 to 3801 code for a protein of 1266 amino acids. Gene Ontology annotation, molecular function: nucleic acid binding; histone H3K4 methyltransferase activity; protein binding. Lineage: Eukaryota; Fungi; Ascomycota; Sordariomycetes; Amphisphaeriales; Sporocadaceae. The transcript is spliced from 3 exons.